ACACACUCACCACGCGUUAACAUAAAUGUUAGGAAAACGAUGAUUUAACAUUUCUCUUGGGAAAAUUGAGCAUUGUUGCCGUUGAAAACACGUUGUUUAUUUUUCCCCGUUAACAAAACCAACUAUGGACGAAUGAAAUUGCUAUUGUCAUUAAGAGCAGCCAUCGAUUGCGGACUUGCACCUACAACGCUGACGCAGCAGAUAUUGCGCCAUUCGAAGGCCAGAAAACAGACCAUAACCACCGCCCCCAACCGACCUUACAAAAUCGGAAUCAUGAGCGUGGAGAAGCCAAAGGUUGUCUUCGUUUUGGGCGGUCCGGGAGCCGGAAAAGGCACCCAGUGCUCCAAGAUAGUGGAUCGUUUCCAGUUCACCCAUCUGUCGGCCGGAGACCUGCUCCGGGAGGAGCGUUCGCGGGAGGGCUCUGAAUUUGGCAACCUCAUCGAGGAUUACAUUCGAAAUGGCAAAAUUGUGCCCGUGGAGGUCACGUGUUCGCUGCUGGAGAACGCCAUGAAGGCCUCGGGAAAGUUGCGAUUCCUCGUCGACGGCUUCCCCCGGAACCAGGAUAACCUGGACGGCUGGAAUCGCCAGAUGUCCGAGAAGGUGGACAUGCAGUUCGUCCUCUUCUUCGACUGCAGUGAGGAUGUGUGCGUGCAGCGGUGCCUGGGCCGUGGACAGAGCGGCUCCGGCCGGACGGAUGACAACAUGGACAGCCUGAAGAAGCGGAUUCAGACGUACAACAACGACUCGCUGCCCAUCAUCAAGUUCUUUGAGGGCGCCGGCCAGGUCAAGAGGAUCGACGCCAGUCCGGAUGCCGACCAGGUCUUCGGCGAGGUGGAGCGGGUCUUUCUGGCCAGCGGCUUCUAAAAUUCCUACUCAAUUUCCGGUUCUGUGUGUGUAGUGCUAUCUUUACUCAUCGUUUGUACCCCUGCAAAUAUAUACGCUUGUUACUAGUAAUGUGAAAGGUAAUUUUUCUUCACCCCGAUAAGGUAAUAGAUACAAAUACUAUGAAAAGAGGUAGACAACUUUUUCUGUAUCUUGUGAAUUAAAUGUGUAUUAAACAAAAAUGAUUUUGAAGCUGGAAUUAAAGUUAUAAUUUAAGAGAACAAUUUAUUUUGCAGACAUUUUUCGGAAAUAGGGCAUCAAAAAGAAAUAAACAAAACUAAGCAAACAUA
Drosophila elegans is the source of this 1172-nucleotide messenger RNA. It is a transcript of the gene Dak1, whose product is annotated as UMP-CMP kinase. Gene Ontology annotation, cellular component: nucleus; cytoplasm. Gene Ontology annotation, molecular function: ATP binding; UMP kinase activity. Lineage: Eukaryota; Metazoa; Arthropoda; Insecta; Diptera; Drosophilidae. The coding region runs from base 133 to 864 and encodes 243 amino acids. The transcript has a single exon. The record is from RefSeq and is a predicted model, not a curated record. Gene Ontology annotation, biological process: 'de novo' pyrimidine nucleobase biosynthetic process; CDP biosynthetic process; UDP biosynthetic process.